AUGGAGUCCAUUACUCGUGUAUCUAUGAAUGUUUGCCCAUUCGUCAAAUCAUCCUCAGCUUCAGCCCUCCGUAAGAUUAGCCAGAACUCCGGCUUGGCUAACCAGGCUCGUCAGUGCCCAUUCAUGGGUGCUGCUUUGCUCGCAAAGGAAAGGGCCAGCGGUGGAUCCAGAAACUACUCUUCUGCUUCCAAGCCUGUCAAUGCCACCGCAGCACCAUCCGUCUCAUCGCCAAAGGCUUCUUCUCCUUAUUCAUUCACUGGGUCAGCCUUGAACGACAGCCAAUUGAACCUCGGCAGGUCCUCCAACGAAACUUCGUUCGACUUCAAGGGCUACCUCAGCGACGAGUUGAACAAAAAGAGAUCCGACAAGUCUUACCGUUUCUUCAACAACAUCAACCGUUUGGCCCAGGAAUUCCCAUUGGCUCAUCGUGCCUCUGAAGAGGACAAGGUCGCCGUUUGGUGCUCCAACGAUUACUUGGGUAUGGGCAAAAACGAAAAGACCAUUGCCGAAAUGAAGCGGGUCUUGGACAAGUAUGGGUCCGGUGCCGGUGGUACCAGAAAUAUCGCGGGUCACAACUUGCAAGCCAUUAAGUUGGAAGCUGAGUUGGCCGCUUUGCACAAGCACGAGGCUGCAUUAGUCUUCUCGUCCUGUUUCGUAGCCAACGAUGCCGUUUUGUCUUUGUUUGGUCAAAAGAUCAAGGACUUGGUGAUUUUCUCCGACGAGUUGAACCAUGCGUCCAUGAUUCAAGGAAUCAAAAACUCCAGAGCCAAGAAACACAUCUUCAAGCACAACAACUUGGAAGAUUUGGAGCUCUUAUUGCAACAGUACCCAAAAUCUACCCCUAAGUUGAUUGCUUUCGAAAGUGUCUAUUCCAUGUGCGGAUCUAUUGCUCCUAUUGAAAAGAUCUGUGACUUGGCCGAAAAGUAUGGAGCCUUGACCUUUUUAGACGAAGUCCACGCUGUUGGUAUGUACGGUCCACACGGUGCCGGAGUUGCUGAGCACUUGAACUUUCAACAGCACUUAGCUAGUGGUAUUGCAUCCCCAGCCACUGAAACCAUUAUGAACAGAAUCGACAUGAUUACUGGUACCUUAGGAAAGGCAUAUGGUUGUGUCGGUGGAUACAUCACCGGUAAAGCCAACUUAAUUGAUUGGUUUAGAUCUUAUGCUCCAGGUUUCAUCUUCACCACCACAUUACCGCCAAGUGUCAUGGCUGGUGCAAGACAGUCUAUUCGUCACCAAAGAUCUACCUUGGUUGACAGAGUUGCCCAACAAAAGAACACUCGUUACGUCAAGAACAAUUUGAACAACAUUGGUGUACCAGUCAUCCCUAAUCCAUCUCAUAUCGUCCCUAUUUUGGUCGGUAACGCUGCUGAUGCAAAGGCUGCAUCUGACUUGUUGUUAGACAAACACAACAUCUAUGUUCAAGCCAUUAACUUCCCAACUGUCCCAAUUGGACAAGAAAGAUUAAGAAUCACUCCAACUCCAGGCCAUGGCCCUAAGAUCGCCAACGAAUUGUUGGAUGCAGUUGAAAGUGUCUUCAACGAAUUGAGCUUGAAGAAGAUUUCCGAUUGGGAAAUUGAAGGUGGCUUGUGCGGUGUUGGAGAAAAUGGUCCAGCAGUGGAACACAUCUGGACUGAUGAACAAUUAAGUUUAACUGACAAGGACUUAAACCCUAACGUUGUGGAGCCUGUAAUUCAACACGUUGGUGUCAGUUCAGGUGUAACUGCUUACUAA
Messenger RNA from Dujonia railenensis, 1734 nucleotides. NCBI's taxonomy places the organism in Eukaryota, Fungi, Ascomycota, Pichiomycetes, Serinales, Debaryomycetaceae. The record is from the annotation of a GenBank genome assembly.